CGGGUAGCUCCGCCCCUGAGUAGCUCGGUCCCUGGACCUCCCUCCCCACCUCCGGAAAUUCUCCCUGCAGCAACUCCAGUCCCCGGGGACCUCUGCUGGCAAAAUCAGCUGAUAGAACCAUGGCGAUGACUCCCUCUGAAGCAUUCCAGGCCCUCAUGAAUGGAAUAACAAGCUGGGAUGUCCCCAAAGACCCCAUCCCCAGUGAGCUCCUCCUCAUCGGGGAGGCCUCCUUCCCAGUGAUGGUGAAUGACAAGGGCCAGGUGCUCAUUGCUGCCUCCUCCUAUGGCCAGGGUCGCCUUGUCGUCGUAUCCCAUGAAGACUACUUGCUGCAUGCUGGCUUGGCUCCAUUUCUUGCCAACGCAGUGGCUUGGCUCCGUGUCUACCCUGAGGCUCCCACUAGGGUGCACCCAUCCUUGGAACCCCUAGUGAACAUCUUGAAGAAUGCCGGGGUGGAGGCACAGACUGUGGCAGAACCUGGGGAGCCCCGAGGGGCUUACUGCAUCAGUGCUUACCAUGACACCUUGACUGAGAAACUCAUCCGGUUUGUGAAACGUGGUGGGGGCUUGCUCAUUGGGGGCCAGGCCUGCCAGUGGGCCAGUCAGCACGGCUGUGGCAAAGUGCUGUUCAGUUUCCCUGGGAAUCUGGUGACAAGUGUCGCUGGAGUGUACUUCACUGAUGUCUCUGGGGACAGAGGCCGGUUCAAAGUCUCUAAGAAGGUGCCCAAGAUCCCACUUCACAUCAGGUGUUGGGAGGAGCUCCAGCAGGCCCAGCAGCAGCUCCUGGAAGGGAUCUCUAAGCUGGACAUCAAGACGGGGGGAGUCCCUUCACAGCUGCUGGUGCAUGGGGCGCUGGCGUUCCCUGUGGGACUUAAUGCUUCCCUCGCCUGCUUCUUGGCAGCUGCCCACUACGGCCGUGGCCGAGUGGUCCUGGCUGCCCAUGAGGCAAUGCUUUGUGCUCCUAAGUUGGGACCCUUUUUGUUCAAUGCUAUCCGCUGGCUAGCCAGAGGUCAGACAGGCAAAGUUGGGGUGAACAGAAAUCUGAAAAAUCUGCAUUCACUACUCUUGGAGCAUGGCCUGAAAUGCAGCCUGGCUUCUCAUCUGACCAGUGACUUGAAUGUGUACUGCUGUACAGCAUACAGUGCCAAGGAGGCCAAAGAACUACACGAGUUUGUGGCUGAGGGUGGGGGCUUGCUGAUUGGCGGGCAAGCCUGGUGGUGGGCUUCCCAAAACCCAGGCCGCUCUGCUUUGACUGGUUUUCCUGGUAAUGGUAUCCUCAACUGCUUUGGCCUCUGCAUCCUGCCUCGGUCCCUCAGCCCAGGCUGUUUUCCUGUCCCUACUCUUGAGAUGAGGAGCUACCACUUCCGCAAGGCUAUGUCUGAUUUCCAGGCGAGUUUGAACCAUGAGGAUGAUAAAGUAGAAAAGAACUGUCUGGCAAAGCUGAGAGUAGAUGGCGCGGCCUUCCUGCAGAUCCCAGCGGAGGGGGUCCCUGCUUAUAUAUCCUUGCACAGGUUCAUGAAGAAGAUGCUGCAACAGUCAGGCCUCCCAGCUGUGAGCCAGAAAAACCCAGUGGCCAGUGAUUCCUGCGAAGCCACAAUGCUCUGCCUGGCCACAGAGCUGGUACAUUCUGGAACUGACUUCUCUCAGCUGGGCCAUGGCCUUGGCACUUGGACCUGUUCCUCUGGGCCAUAUCCCUCCAAAGACCCUAUCACUGUGGAGAUUGAUGGAACCAACCCAGGCAACAGUGACUCCUGGGUAAGCACUGGGCUCUACCUCCUAGAAGGACAAAAUGUCGAAGUCUGCCUGUCAGAAGCUGCUGCCUCUGCUGGCCUAAAGAUACAGAUUGGCUGCCACACCGAUGACCUGACCACGGCCAGCAAGCUGUCUCGAGCCCCUGUGGUGACUCACCAGUGCUGUAUGGACAAGACCCAACAGUUAGUCCCCUGCCUGUGGGGUGGCCUCCUCUAUGUCAUUGUGCCCAAAGGCAGUCAACUGGGACCCGUGCCUGUCACCCUCAGGAGGGCUGUGCCUGCCCCUUACUACAAGCUAGGAAAGACAUCGCAGGAGGAGUGGAGAAGCCGUAUUGAGGGGAGCCCAGCCCCUUGGGGAGAGCUGGCCACUGAUAAUAUCAUCCUGACUGUGCCAACUGCAAACCUCAAGUCCCUGACAGACCCAGCACCUGUGCUCUGCCUUUGGGAUGAGAUGAUGCAGGCUAUCGCCAGGCUGGCAGCCCAGCCCUUUCCUUUCCGUAGACCUGAGAGAAUUGUUGCUGACGUGCAAAUCUCAGCUGGCUGGAUGCACUCAGGGUAUCCUAUUAUGUGCCACCUGGAGUCUGUGGAGGAGCUCAUCAAUGAGGCGGGCAUGAGAAGCAGAGGCCUGUGGGGACCCAUUCACGAACUGGGCCACAACCAGCAGCAGGCUGGGUGGGAGUUCCCCCCACACACCACAGAGGCCACCUGCAACCUCUGGUCAGUCUAUGUGCAUGAGACAGUCCUGGGUAUCCCCAGGGCACAGGCCCACCCUGCCCUGAGCCCUCCAGAACGAGAGAAGAGGAUCAAAGCAUACCUGCAGAAGGGAGCACCUUUGUGUGACUGGAACGUGUGGACAGCUCUGGAAACAUAUCUACAGCUCCAGGAAGCUUUUGGAUGGGAGCCAUUCACCCAGCUCUUUGCUGACUACCAGACCCUCUCUGAUCUCCCCAAAGACAAGGAUGGCAAGAUGAAUCUAUGGGUGAAAAAGUUCUCGGAAGCAGUGCAGAAGAAUCUGGUGCCUUUCUUUGAGUCCUGGGGCUGGCCUGUCCAGAAGGAAGUGGCCAAGAGCCUGUCCCAUCUUCCCUCUUGGCAGGAACACCCCAUGAGAGUGUACAUGGAGUCCAAGAAGUAAAGAACAUACAGUGGGCACUGAGGGAGAAGAAUAAAGAUCCUACAGCUAAUCUGCCACUGCGACCUGGCUCAAGAUGUUCCAAGCCUUGAGCUGGCAUCCCGCUCUUACCAGGUGCUUGAGUUCUACAGUUUUUUUCUGGGUUCUUCUUGCCUUGAACAAAGAAUUGAACAAAAUAAACAUGUAACAAGGUUUUACAUUUAUUAAAAUUAGGAAAAGAAACAUGGUCUGCAGAGCAAGUACAGUCCAAUCAAAAGUAGGAAAAGAAGUCCACUCUACCAGGUGAGGGCAGACACUGCAAUAGAGAGCCCAGUGGACACAAAGUAAAUACUGGCCAUCUGGCAUAUCUCCCACUCCUCAGGCUGACCUUGCCAAUGGUCAUGAAACUAUAGCACACAUGGAGCAGUGGAACGCUGUGUCACUAAAAGCUCUACAAGGUUUGUAGUCACUGAUUCUAGCUCAUCCUAUCAAAAACCCAAUUGCAUUAUCAUGAGAAGAAUUGAAGAUAACAUUGUCUGAUUGGUCUCAGAGCAGAGUUUUGGAAAUUGUUUCUGUGUAUUGCCUGGAUCUCGGUUGUUGACAAGUCAUGCCCAUGACCAAUUUGCCAAGCCCUCGUGUUCUGUCUCACUUCUUUGCAACCUGCCUUCAGGAUGCUGCUGGUCAAGGUCAUAAAGACAAAACUGGAACCAAGCUUCUUGGGAAUGUGCCUUUGUACUUUCUUUUUGAUACUAUUAUACCUGGCUAGAAAUUUAUUGUGCCAUCAUACUCAUCCAACAAAAUGCUGUAAUUCAUCCUGCCCUCCUGAGGUUUCUAUUCAUCAGUAGGUCUAAAAGCCUUGAGUUGCCAUACUUUUUCAUUCACCCUUCUCUCCUAUCCCAAAAGUAACUACAAAUAAAGAUGGAUCUUUAUUUUG
Messenger RNA from Cavia porcellus (domestic guinea pig), 3789 nucleotides. Its product is annotated as TRPM8 channel-associated factor 2. Gene Ontology annotation, biological process: negative regulation of anion channel activity; positive regulation of protein targeting to membrane. The record is from RefSeq and is a predicted model, not a curated record. Lineage: Eukaryota; Metazoa; Chordata; Mammalia; Rodentia; Caviidae. Gene Ontology annotation, molecular function: transmembrane transporter binding. The coding region runs from base 120 to 2879 and encodes 919 amino acids. The transcript is spliced from 8 exons. Gene Ontology annotation, cellular component: plasma membrane.